Messenger RNA from Lagopus leucura (white-tailed ptarmigan), 1940 nucleotides. It is a transcript of the gene SLC5A5, whose product is annotated as solute carrier family 5 member 5. Gene Ontology annotation, cellular component: membrane. The record is from RefSeq and is a predicted model, not a curated record. Gene Ontology annotation, biological process: iodide transmembrane transport; sodium ion transport. The transcript is spliced from 15 exons. Bases 36 to 1940 code for a protein of 634 amino acids. NCBI's taxonomy places the organism in Eukaryota, Metazoa, Chordata, Aves, Galliformes, Phasianidae. Gene Ontology annotation, molecular function: symporter activity.
GUGUGCCCAGGGGGGGCCAUCUGCACACCACCACCAUGCUGGCAUCACCGGGCAGCCUGGAGGAGUGGGCAUCAGAGCCCCUCACCUUCAGCCUCUGGGAUUACGGCGUGUUCGGGCUGAUGCUGCUCGUCUCCACGGGCAUCGGGCUGUUCCACGGGCUGUCCAAGGGAGGCCAGAAGACCUCAGAGGACUUCUUCAUGGGCAGCCGGCGCAUGGCAGCAGUGCCGGUGGGGCUCUCGCUGUCGGCCAGCUUCAUGUCAGCCAUCCAGGUGCUGGGGGUGCCAGCUGAGGCGUAUCGCUACGGCUCCAAGUUCCUCUGGAUGUGCCUGGGGCAGCUGCUCAACACGCUGCUCACUGCAUACCUCUUCUUGCCCGUCUUCUACCGCCUGGGGCUCACCAGCACCUAUGAGUACCUGGAGUGGAGGUUCGGACGGAGCGUGCGGCUCUGCGGGACGCUGCAAUACGUGAUGGCUACGACUCUGUACACAGGGAUCGUCAUCUAUGCUCCUGCUCUGAUCCUCAACCAAGUGACCGGUUUGGACAUCUGGGCGUCCCUGCUCUCCACUGGCGCCAUCUGCACCUUUUACACCACCAUAGGCGGGAUGAAGGCUGUCAUCUGGACCGACGUCUUCCAGGUCUUCGUCAUGCUCUCUGGGUUCCUCGCCGUCAUCAUCCGGGGGCUGCUGCUUGUGGGGGGCCCCACCAGGGCACUGGCCAUCGCCACCAACGGCUCCAGGGUGAACUUCGGAGACUUUGACCUCGACCCGCGGAGCCGUUACACCUUCUGGACCUUCCUGCUGGGCGGCACGUUGGUCUGGCUCUCCAUGUACGGCGUGAACCAGGCUCAGGUCCAGCGCUACGUGGCCUGCAAGAGCGAGAAGGAGGCGAGGAUAGCGCUGCUGGUCAAUCAAGUGGGGCUCUUCUGCAUCGUCUCCAGCGCGGUGGCCUGUGGCCUUGUGAUGUUUGUGCUCUACAAGGACUGUGACCCCCUCCUGGCCGGCCACAUCUCGGCCCCUGACCAGUACAUGCCCUACCUGGUCCUCGACAUCUUCCAGACGUCCCCUGGGGUACCCGGACUGUUCCUGGCCUGUGCCUACAGCGGGACCCUGAGCACCGCCUCCACCAGCAUCAACGCCAUGGCAGCCGUCACUGUGGAGGACCUGGUGAAGCCCCGGCUGCCCACGCUGUCACCAAGGAGGCUGAUGCUGAUCUCCAAGGGGCUGUCACUGUUCUAUGGCAUUGCUUGCAUCACGGUGGCUGCGCUGGCUUCGCUGCUGGGCGGUGGUGUGCUGCAGGGCUCCUUCACCAUCAUGGGGGUCAUCGGCGGCCCUCUGCUGGGAGCCUUCGUGCUGGGCAUGUUUGUGCCGGUGUGCAACACAGCUGGUGUGUUCGGGGGUCUGGGUGUCGGCCUCGCGCUCUCGCUGUGGGUGGCAGUGGGUGGCAGCCUCUACCCGGCCCCUGCCAACGUUGCUGGUGUCCUGCCUGCCUCUGGAGCCCACUGCCCGCUCUACAACCGCACCGCCAGCACCAACCACACGCUGCUGCUGGGACCACUGCCCCCCCAGCGCCCCGGCACAGAGCCUGCAAGGCCUCCCAUCGUGGGUGACUUCUAUGCCAUCUCCUAUCUGUACUACGGGGCACUGGGGACGCUCUCCACUGUGCUGGCAGGAGUGCUGCUCAGCUACCUGGCAGGGCCCACCAAGCGAGCACAGCUGCCCCCAGAUGUGCUUUGGUGGGACAUCACCAAGCAGACAUCCUCUGUGUCCCCAGCUGGGGGUGCGGCGCCUUCAGGGGGGUGUCCCACCAAGGUCUGCAGAGACCUUCAGGGGGGCCCCUGUCCCGAAGCCCCCCCGGUGCUGCUGGGGCUGGGAGGGCAGUCACGAAGCCCCCCCCAGCACCGCGGGGUCACCGAGCAGCUGCUGCAGGAAAGCCACGUGUAG